AUGAUGAUAAUACAGAAGUUCUACCUUUUAUCGUUAUUAUGCUUAACGUGCUUAUGGACGGUAGUAAUAUGUCAGAAUAGUUUAAACAUUAUAAGAGAAUGGGUUCAGUUGGAGUUCGUUUAUCCUAAUGAAGAGGCUCGCAUCAGAGCUAUAACUAAUAAGUAUUUUGUUCCCGAGGCAUCAAUACCUAUUGAUGUCGAUGUAUAUUAUGGAUACGGGACACACGAUCCACGUAUCUUCAUAACAGUACCUCGAUUUAAUGUUGGUCGACCUAUAACUUUGGGUACGGUUUGUGAAGAUGGUCUCAUAUCAGGCUACCCAGACUACUCCUGGCAUGAUUACCAAGGAACAAAUUGUGAUGGACUCACCUCUGUUUUCGGGGUCGCAAUAGAUAGUUGUCAUCGACUAUGGGUUGUGGACACUGGCAAGAUUGGGACUCAACAGAAGUGCCAGCCGCAAGUUCUGGCAUUCGACUUAAGAACAGAUCAAUUAAUUUACCGCCACAGAGUGCCUUCAGAAAACUUUAUAGGAACGACAAGAUUUGCAAACCUAGUAGUGGAUGUAAGAGGUUCUGGUCCAAAUGACUGCGCUGAUACUUUUGUAUAUGUGGCUGACCUGUCAGGCUUUGGACUUCUAGUGGUAGACGUUGCAAGAGAUCGUUCUUGGAGAGUCAAUCAUCGAUAUUUCUUUCCAUAUCCUUCCCGCGGCAGUUUUACUAUCGAAGGUGAAAGUUUGGACAUCAUGGACGGUGUUCUGGGCAUGGCUCUAACACCAUAUAUUGAGGGAUGUGAUCGUUUGUUAUAUUUCCAUGCAUUGGCUUCAACUACCGAAAAUGUAGUGAGAACAAACUUAUUACGAAAUGAUUCAUUUAUUGAAAACCCAAACGCUAAUCCCACUUCUAUAAAUGUCUUCCAAGCAGAACGUCCGAGUCAAUCAGCGGCGGAAGCAAUGGAUGAUGAUGGCUUUUUAUAUUUCGGUCUCGUAGAAUCGCCCAGCAUGUGGUCCUGGAACACGUCCACAGAAUACUCUCCCCAUAAUUUUAAUGAAAUCGCAGUCAACGGAGAGUUAUUACCAUUCCCAUUCGGAGUGAAUGUUGUUAAAAAUCCUAAAGGUCAUCAAGAAUUGUGGGUCCUGACUUCGAACUUUCAUAGAGCGUAUUUGGGACAUCUUACAUCAGACAGAAUAAAUAUCAGACUUCAUGCUGGAAAAAUUCCGGCACUGUUGAGGAGUAGGAGACAUUACUAA
Danaus chrysippus (African queen) is the source of this 1245-nucleotide messenger RNA. Lineage: Eukaryota; Metazoa; Arthropoda; Insecta; Lepidoptera; Nymphalidae. The record is from the annotation of a GenBank genome assembly.